AGUAAUAUCAACAUCCAUGUGUGUGUGAAAGAAUGAUUGAUCUAACCACUAAGCAUAAGCUAUAAGCUGGCUAGAGCUGUUUGAGCUAGGUGGCGAGUAUAAACUGAAGGAUCUACUAUUUUUGAAGCUCAAGCAAUUGAUUGGCAAGCUGCAAAUCUUCUAAAGAAGCUGUGAACAAGUCGUUACUGAACUGAUAUGUUUCCCCCUAGCCCUAGCCCUAGCCCUGACUGGAUUAAUUGAGUGCUGAACACUAAGCAAUAUAGGUAAUGUCUACUUCAAAACUACCCAGCACUGGAUCACUGAACCCGUUUGAUGACACCGACGAUGAAGAGGAUCCAGAGGUGUCGGAAAUCACUUGGUCUGCCGACGAUGAUGGUGGUGUUGAUCACGAGCCUGCUCAUGUUACACUGUUGAAGCGAUACUGUCUAGCCAUUGAAGAGCUCACUCAGAGCAAGGCCCUCAAUCCCUUCGCUCUGGAAGAACUGAGAGACAAUUUGAUGAACAUACAGAAGCUACUGUCGAAAGAUAGACCUGAGUCACAGGGUCAAGUUGGAUCAUGCCUCAAAUAUCUACUAAACGAGAAUAUCAUUGAGAGUGUGUAUAUGUUCAGUACGAGACAAAGAGAGUAUUCAAAGGAGGUCAAAAUAUAUCUACUGGAUUUCUUCACGGAAGUGUUUGCUCGAUCGCAACAACCACUCUUAAUUCACCAACAGAUCCUUCGACCUGUGAACAAGCUCCUGAGAGCGUGUGAGGGGACCAAGGACCCCCAGCUGACGAGCUCUCUCAUCCCCCUUCUCCAUCAGAUUUGCAUACUUGUGCAGGAGAAUCAGUCUCUGUUGGACCUCUUCUUUGUCGAGUCCAACGUCCAUAUGCAGUCGCGGUUCCUUGUGUUGACGUCUCUCAUUCCUCACAUGCACGAUAUGGGGGACGUGGGUAAUCGAGCGAGGGAUGCUCUGCUGCUCUGUCUCUCUCUGGCUGACCAACUCUCAGGGACCAACCUUUGUCGGUUCAUUGCUACUGACUGCAACUUUUGUCAGGUUCUCGCUACUGGGUUGAGUGGACUCUACAGUGAGCUGCCCACCUCACGAGUAAUCUCAUUGGACGACUGGCAGUCCCCCCUCCAUGUGAUAGAGGAGACUGUGCCUGAGUUGACGAGGUUCACACAAACACUCGGCUUUUGCAACUCUGUACUACAGAUGGCCCCUACAGUGAUUUGUGAGACUGUUCUCUCGCUCGUCAGGAAUGGGUUCCUAAAUCAAGUCAUGGGGUCAGCUCUGUUACAGCGUUCUGAAAUUGCAGUGAUAUUUGCCACUGGCUAUCUGACAGUGUUUUUCAGACAUAUCUCUGACGUGGCUCUAAUGAGGGAGUUCCUGUGCUUUGUGAUGAUGAGUAAGCAUGAUGGCCGAUCCAUUCUAAACUCUCUCCUGCAAAACAUAUCUUCUUCAAACCACAAGCUGUGUGGUGUCACUUUGGAGCUAUUUUAUGUUCUGCUAAGCCUCAACUGUGAGGAUGUGCUCUUGGAGCUGGUGCUAAAGUACCUAGUCCCAGGGCACCAUGUGAUGCCCAAUCAGCUUGCCAUUGUCGGGUCACCUGACCUCUACUCUCAGGCUGCCAGACGCUUCCUUCAACUCAUCCCCACGGCUUGUAUCAAUGCUGAGAGAAUGUUCCUCGAUUCUAUCCAACGGCCGAUCACCCCUCCCCCAAACACUGAGGACACACCCCCUCCUAUCUUCACCUCAUCUCCCCUACCGGGGCAGACACCUAUCAAACGUCCCACGCCCACACACGUAUCUCAGGGAACCCCCCUAAACAAUACAGCAGUGGGCACUCCCAGUCUGAAUCCGUUUGAUGCUCCACAUAGUGGGCGGAGUCGCAGUGGCAGUGACGCAAGUACUAGCAGUCUAGUCAGUAUCAGCUCUUCCUCUGCUCAGCAAACCACACCCAGUAGAAUCACAACCACACCCACAAUGAAACCUCUCUCUUCUCUCAAUGGAGUCGAUGAAGAACGAAAAUCUGUCGGGAUCGGUAAAUAUUCUUCUACGAAAUCGAAUGGACUUACUUUUCAAUUCGAGUACGUAAACCCGGAAGUGGCUUAUCUCAAGAAUAUGAUGGUUGCUAGGGAUACUAUCUUGCAGUGUGCCACCUGCUGUCACUGUUGGUCUAGUCCCUAUGACAAGUGUAUCAUCUCGAAAGAAGCUUUGGCCCAGGAGUUAGAAAACGAACCACCACCUGUUAAGAAAUCACUAGAAAUGGAGGACGUGGCCAUAAGAGUUCGAGUGACAAGUGAAGGAGACGGAGAAGAAGACAAUUUCGAUUUUGGACGAUUUCGUUCACGAGCUACUACUGUUUCUGCUCAGCCCAGAAAUGUACGGGCUAACAAUUUGAGGCCUAAAAGAGAACUGGAAGAAAAUACUGCCAUUUCCAAGUCCACUGAUCAAGCUCAUGAUGAGUCUCCGAGUGUCUCCCCUACAAACCGAAGAAGGAGAGCCACAGUGAAGGACAGGACGUCACCUCGACUGGCUAGGAAGCAAUUUGGAAAUACAUUUGAAGACAAAAUCGGCUUAUUCAUGAAAAUUGUUUUGGAAAAACUGUUUGAUAUGCUUCAGUUACCACCAUCUGUGAAUGUUCUGCUGACGAGGCUUAUCAGUCGAUUGGCCGAGUACCCUCAGCCCCUCCUCCGGUCACUCCUACUCAACCACCACCUGGUACUGCGCUCUGGGAUCCCUAACCUCCUUUAUGUUCUACAAACUGUCAAGACCACCAUCGAUAGCUACUCUAGAACUCAAGACGGGUUUGAGAAGAGGUUGGGACGUGCACGCAAGACAAUGAUCUAUCGAGCACAAGUUAGAAACUCUCAAAUUGAACCCUCAGCUGCCCAACAAAUUGUGUCGAGACUUCUCAGACAAAGCUCUCGUAUUGACAUGGGCCUGGAACUACCUCCCCUCGAUGGUGGCCCCUCGCCCAGCAGGAAGAGGACUCCGGAGAUACCUGACCAAUCAGAUGAUCUACAGCCUGUGUCUCGGAGUAGAGCACGCACUGACGGAGCCUCACUGAAAUCAAGCGUUCGUGUGAAGAAAAAGAAAGUGCCAACGGAUACACUAUUUGCAAUUGUCAUUUUCGAUGAGUUUCUUAAAGAGCUGGCAGCUUUAUCACAAGAACAUUCUGUUUUGAACCCAUCAUCUUAUCUACUAUUGCACCGAUCUUAAAAUUUUUAUUUGUAGGAAUUCAUAAUUAAUUUUGUUCUUUUAUCCGUGUGUUUGCAUGCAACAGCUCAUGCUUUCCCUCAAUAAAAA
Molecule: messenger RNA, 3293 nt
Organism: Halichondria panicea
Lineage: Eukaryota; Metazoa; Porifera; Demospongiae; Suberitida; Halichondriidae
Product: FHIP family protein v1g243165-like
Exons: 7
Coding region: 267-3206 (979 amino acids)
Source: RefSeq, a predicted model, not a curated record